AUGGCGGCGUCAAGCAACGCAGAGCAUACGCACUCGCAAGACAUGGAGGAGGACGACGCGGGGAUGGAGGAGCGAGAAAUGGACUCGGAGAGCGACGACGAGGAGGGCAUGGGGGUAGAAAUUUCAGAUGACGAAGAGGACGACACGUCAGAGGACGAGAAGGAAAAUGAAGCGGAAAUACAACGACUAGAGGAGCAGCUGUCGAUCAAUGCCUUUGACUACAACUGCCACGUCGAUCUCAUCAAGCUACUGAAGCAGGCGGGGGAGCUUGUUCGCCUGCGAAAAGCAAGGCAGAAAAUGAGCGAACUUUUCCCUCUCACAGAAGAGAUCUGGCUAGAUUGGCUCAAAGAUGAGAUCCGCCUGACCGAGGAAGAACCAAACCGAGAAAAAGUCAACGAACUUUUCGAGCGGGCUAUAAAAGAUUACAUCUGCCCGGAUAUCUGGCUUGAGUUUGCCCAGUAUUCUAUUGGUGGCAUGGGAUCACCAGGUGGCAUCGAAAGCGUGAGAGCCAUCUUCGAGAGAGCCCUCACUGCUGUCGGGCUCCACAUGACUAAGGGGCAGACGGUGUGGGAGGCGUACAGAGAGUUUGAGAACGCCAUUUUGGCCACUGUGCAGCCUCCCCCUGGCAGGAUUCCCAACCAUGACGAACAAGAGCUGCUGAACAAGCAACUGCAGCGCAUUCUUACAUUGUUUCACCGCCAGCUGGCCAUUCCUUUAAUGGACAUGGAGGCAACAUAUGCAGAGUAUGAGGAAUGGUCUGAAGAUGGGGCACCUGAGACAGUCUUGCAUCAAUACAAAAAUGCUUUGCAGCAGAAAGAGAAGUGCAGGCCUUUUGAAGAGUCACUACUGGUAGCAGAGACGCCUAAACUGGCCGAGUAUCAGGCCUACAUUGACUUUGAGAUGAAGGUGGGGGACCCUGCACGAAUCCAGAUAACCUAUGAGAGAACUCUGGCGGAGAACUGCUUGGUUCCAGACAUGUGGACAAAAUACACAACAUAUCUUGACCGUCAACUGAAAAUCAAAGACUUAGUUCUGCCCGCUCAUGAUCGUGCUGUCAGAAACUGCCCAUGGACUAUGAGUCUGUGGAAGAGCUACCUGCAAGCUGUAGAAAGGCACGGGGGAAACCAUCAAACUGUCUCAGAUGUGUUUGAAAAGGCGCUGAAUGCAGGCUUCAUUCAAGCUACGGAUUAUGUGGAGAUCUGGCAGGCUUACCUCGACUACCUGAGGAGACGUGUGGAUUUCAGCCAAGAGUCGAGUAAAGAGUUGGAGGAGCUACGAGGAGCAUUUACUCGCUGUCUGGACUACAUGAAACAAGACGUCGAACAGAGAUUUGGUGAAAGUGGAGACCCUUCCUGUAACAUUAUGCAGAUUUGGGCAAGGAUAGAGGCCCUGCACUGUAAGAACAUCCAAAAAGCCAGAGAACUGUGGGACAGCAUCAUGACAAAAGGGAAUGCCAAAUUUGCCAACAUGUGGCUGGAGUAUUAUAACCUGGAAAGAGCUUAUGGAGAUUCUGCCCAUUGCCGAAAAGCUCUUCACAGAGCGGUCCAAUGUAGCUCAGACUACCCAGAACAUGUGUGUGAAGUCCUGCUCACCUUUGAGAGAGUAGAAGGUUCUUUGGUUGACUGGGAUGUUGCAGUUCAGAAAACCGAGACUCGGCUGAACAGGCUUAAUGAGCAAAGAGCGAAGGUGGCAGAAAAAGAAGCCAUCCAUGCUCAACAGGAUGAAGGACGAGCUGAGCAGAGGCGGAAGGCCAAGACGGACAAGAAGACUCAGAAGAAAAUUCAGAAGGGAGGUCGAUUUGGGGAGAAGAGGAAAGCAGAUCAAGAUGACUGGAAUGACCACACAGAACACGCUCCGAAGCGACACAGAGGAAAAGGCGAGCAAAGCACAGAAGAGUACAUGGAGACGGAUGUUGGACACUUUGGGAGAAAGGCUCCUCCUGGCUAUAAAGGUUCUGCACCUGCAAACAACAAAUCCCAGCAGGCCAGUCCACAGAAUCAAAGCAAUGACAAGACUGAGCUUCGGAACGAUAGCAACAGCGUGUUCGUUAGCAACCUGACAUACACGCUGGAAGAGCCUGAUGCCAAACUUCGGACUCUCUUUGAGACCUGUGGACCAGUUAAACAGAUUCGCCUUGUCUCCAGCAACAAAGGGAUCUUCAAGGGCUACGGUUAUGUGCAGUUUGAAAGUGCUGUGUCUGUCCCUGAAGCCCUCAAACUGGACAGAAGCGAGGUGGGGGGCAGGCCUAUGUUUGUGUCUCCGUGUGUGGACAAGACCAAGAACCCAGACUUUAAGGUGUUCAAGUACAACACGUCUAUCGAGAAACACAAAAUCUUCAUCUCUGGGCUGCCAUUUUCCUUCACCAAGGAGCAACUCGAAGAAUUAUGCAAGCAACAUGGCACCAUUAAAGAAGUUCGUUUGGUCACAUACCGCUCAGGAAAGCCCAAGGGUUUGGCAUAUGCCGAGUUUGCUGAUGAACAGCAGGCUACUCAGGCAGUGGUAAAGAUGGAUGGCAUUGAAGUUGAAGGUAACACAAUCUCAGUUGCUAUUAGCAACCCUCCUCGCAGAAACACCAACAAACCUGGUCCCAGUCAGCCCACAGCUAACCUGAUGCCUCGCCAGGUCCAAGGAGGGAGAGGCCGAGGGCGCACGCAGCUGUCCUUGCUGCCUCGAUCCCUGCACCGCCAAAGCGCUCCAGCCGCCGGCACAGUCCAGAACGGGACGUCGUCCGAACGAGGCGCUGGGGACACUCGACCGUUAUCGAAUUCGGACUUUUCCAGGAUGCUUUUGAACAAGUAGGAAGAUGUUCCUCACCUUUGACCCCUGUCGUUUUUACCUUACACGGUCUGUUUUAUUAAAAACAAAGUCUAAUACAUGUGUGUAAAUAUA
Molecule: messenger RNA, 2889 nt
Organism: Nerophis lumbriciformis (worm pipefish)
Lineage: Eukaryota; Metazoa; Chordata; Actinopteri; Syngnathiformes; Syngnathidae
Gene: sart3
Product: spliceosome associated factor 3, U4/U6 recycling protein
Biological process (GO): RNA processing
Molecular function (GO): protein binding; RNA binding
Source: RefSeq, a predicted model, not a curated record